CUUUUGCCACAGAUUGUUUUUAAAGAAUUAUGGGAAAUGACAACAAAAGAAUCAAAUUUCAGUUUUUCACAGAUGAAACUACAGAAUGCAUGGAGUACUGUAACCCUGUCAGACAAUCGCAGGUGGCCUACCACUGACAAGUCCCUGCAGCUGUGUGCAGUUGUGAUCUCCUUUCCCCUUUUGUCAUGGACUUCUCUGAUGCAUGAAGAAGACCAAGAUCAGGAUGCAGUAGGUGGACAGAAGAUUAUUAAUCAGACAUUUCUUUCUCUUUCCCAAAUUACUGCUUUGUCAGAACAAAAUGUAGAAGGAGUUCAAAAAAAGCUGGAAGAAUUUCUGAAUUUUAAACAAUUAAAGACAUCUUUGAAGGAAGCUAUUUUGCUAGAUUAUUACACUGCCGGAUUUUGGUGGGCUAAAGAAAAGAACUUCAGUCUUGUGCAGCUCUCAGGAUUCAUGGAUCUAUUAAACUUCCUGUUGGAGAACCUCCGUGACAAACAUAUGACCUUAGGAGAUAACAUAAAGGAACUUGGAAAAGCAAUGGCUGGAAUAGGAGAAACUAAUUCAGAAAGAAGUGGUGACAUGGAUGUCUUCAGCAUUGAGCAAGCCAAAGCAAUCAUUGAUUACUUGAAUAUCAGUUUAUUUAAACCCUAUAAAUUGUAUGAACAUCUCUUCCACAGUCCUAGAGAAGAACUUGUGAUAAGUAAUAAGUAUGUGAUUGAACUUGCCCCACCUGCAGUUACCCCCUUCCCUCCUUUACUGGAAGAAGGUAUGCCUUCAGAGAGCUGUGCAUCAUUGAUAGUAUUGCCAAUAGCUGCAGAGAUGGAAUCUAAGGGAUCUGAUCAAGAAGGUCACCUGGAAGAACCCUGUCCAGAGGCAGAGUCCCUUGAGGCAGGUGCUGUGGCUGCUUUCACUGUUGAAGAUCAGAAGUCUGCAGUGGGUGGAAUCCCAGAUGAAAUUAUUGGCAACCUUGAGGCAGAGAUAAAUGAAAAGCUGCAAAUGCAAGAAUAAGCUUAUACUUUGAGAACAGAAAAAUUAAAAAGUCCUAAAUAACCAGAUAAGAAAGGUGAUGUUGAAUUUUACAGAAACUGGGGGGGUGGGGAGUGAUACACACGGAAGACUGGCUCUCUGCCAGAGCAUAAUUAUUUUUGUAUAAAGGAAAAUGGUUCACUUAACUUUUACCUAGAAAUAGUUCAUCCAAGUUCCUCAAAUUCACUGUGUUCUGCCAGGGUUGUUGUUUAGUUUAGACUUAAGUGGGAGACUGUAAACAGAAGAAUAUGUAAUACAAGCAUGUUGAAGUUCAGUUUAUUUCUGAAUAUAAAUCUCAGUUAAAAAAAAAAAAAAAAAAAACACAAAACUCUCUAGUUUUAUUAUUUCUUUCUUCCAGUUGUGAAAUGCUUAAAAGUUUCUGCUUUCUCUGGAUAUUUUGCUGGAAGGAGAAUACACAGAAAGAAAAUAUAAUUUUGAGGCAUUGCAGAUACAAUAAGGAGAGAAUUUAAUUAACAUGUAAUUAUACACUUUUUUCUAUAGUUAUUCAUUAAUAACAUGUAUGUUAUUUCAUUUUAUUUUUUUUCUAAGCUUUUAAACUAGUUUCAUAUAUUACACUUCUUUAUUUCCACCAUACUAAAAUUGCAUAGAAGAAGAGUAUGUACUUUUACAGUCUUCCCAGAAAGAAUUCCUUUUGAUUUCCAUGGAUUUUCUUCUGGAAUACGUGUAACGUUUCAUCUGAAAAUGUAUUUUCUAUUCCUCUGUAUGUUAACAUCAUUCCGUAUUUUGUCAGACAUUAUAGAAAUGUUGUAAACACAAGAGGAAUCUAACUAUAUAAUAAUUGACAUCAGAACUGGUUUAACGUCUAUGUUUCAAAAUAGUAAACUACACUAAUUGCUGUGUUACAGAACUCUGUGCCCUAGAAAGCAUGUUAAAAACAAGUCAUGCUUUCAAGCAUAAGGGCUGGAUUGCAUGUUUAAGGGAAUAUUUAAGAAACAGAAUAUUUUAUUCGUUACAAUUUUGUAUUUGUUUCUCAUUAAGUAAAAUGUUAGGCUUUGUUUCACUUCCACCACAUUUUUAUGGUGAUAAUGAAAAAUUUUCGCAAGCCUGACUCAUCCAGGCAAAAAUGACAAUAACCUGAAAUAGUUUGCCUAAAAGGUCUUGUUUGUCACUGCCUGCCUUGCAUGGGUGUGCUCCCUGGUUGUGCUCAGAGCUGAGAGCACAGCCAGAAGGGGGCAUUGCCUGCACGUUGUUCAUCAGAAAGAGCUCGCAGAAUUAAAAGACAAUAUUCAGUAGCUGCAUUUGAGUGCCAAUAGCCUGGAAGUACUCUUUAAAGUACAUGUCAGAUGUGUGGGCACUGGACUUCUGUAAAGCAGUUGUUGAGAUGUUAAGUGGGCAGAAUAUUUUAGUUGGUCUCACGUGUUGAGAAAAAUUCUUCCCGUUACAUGAUCAGAAGUAAGCUCUAUAGCAAUUCACUAAAAGUUUUCUUCAUUUUUCUAUCCAACAUGGGCCAACAAGUUAAUAAGAGCUUCCUUUCAGCUAUAAAAGCUAACUAUUCCAAUUUGAAUGGUGAGGUAACUCAUGAGGAAUUAUUGGUUUAUCCUAAAAAAAAAAUCCUUUAAAAUUUCUAAGAUUCAUGGUUAUGUUCUGCAAUGUUUUAUUGCUUUGAAAUAUGACUUUUUUUGUCAUGAAAACUUUCUAAAAUCAAAAGGACCUUUAUUUUGAUACAUAAAUUAAUUUCCCAGAGCAUUAUGCUAAUGUCACAAGUUUCCCUGGUUUUGAACUCAAAGGUGUGAACACAACUUCUGAAGAGAACUGUCUGUAUGGAAGGGGAGGAGUAUUUCUUAAAAUUUUUGCUGAAAACGUUAUUGUCAAUUUAGCACUUCAGUCAAAUCUGACGACUACAACAUUCUUGCUAUAUGACAAAGCAGAAAAGGAAUAAUGAUGAUUUAUGUUAGGACCAAUGCUAAACAAAGGCUUUUGCCCAUAUCUCUUCCUCCCUCUCCCAUAUUUUGUAGAACUUCUGUAAAAUUUUGAAGUGCUUUGAAGAUGAGAAGUUGUAUAUGAACAUCAAGUAUUACUGCAAUGAUUUGUUAGCAGUCGCUCUUAGUACAUAUGCAUAACAGCUGAGGUACUGCAGAAAUCCAAUGUGGAGUUCAAAUCCCACAAACCAUACUUAUAGCCCUCUUCCUGCUGACUAAUAAUAUUUGUAGCUAUGCUCCUGUUGAAAUAAUGCUACCAAUAAAAACAGCCCCAGGGAUUUUUUUAUUUUUUUGAAAUGGGAGGGGGGAUAGUUAAGGAGACUAAGGUGAAGGCGGGAAGAUGAGCAAAAGGUGGACAUGACAUCUCUCCAAGUAGUAGGAGUACAUGCUCUGACACAGCAUAUGAACAUCAACUUGAAGAAUCCUUUCAUGUCUUCAGAAUGUUAAUAUGAAAUGCAAAACGUCAUGCUUUGGAUGGAUGGGUAGGAACAAAAUGUUCAGAUGCAAUAUGGUGCAUUAAGAACAGUCUCCAGCCUGUAUUCCUGGCUUUUCCGUUGGUUUAAAUCAGGCUUGCUGUUUUUAAAGUCUCCUGUGUCAUGUUGAGUUACUGCUAUAGUUGUCUCUAAAAAUAAUUAUACUGUCAUUUCUGGGACCUAUAGUUGAGGCUUUUGAGGCUUUGGCAUAAUAAUCUUUGAUUUUUUGUUUCACUACUGAUGUGACAUAGUUCUUUAAAAUAUACAUACUUAACGUAGUUCUUAACGGGUUCCACCCUACAAAGCUUUCAAUUUAAAUCAGGCAGAUGUUGUAGAAAAGAAUAAAGAUGUUACAUUCUGCCUUGUCUCCCAAAUAAGGAUUUUCCAGGGGAAAACGGAUAGAAGAAACACUAUAGUUUUUCCUGUGUAAGGUAUAAUAUUGAUGCUUUUUAGCAUCUGCAUGGUAAAAUCCUGGUCUCCUCUAGGAUUUUAUAAUAAGAUAGUGAACAACUAGUAAUUAUCCUCUAGCAAAAGAAAAGCUUUUCAAGCAGUGCUUUCCUGCGUUACACUGACAGAGGAUGGAAGUUUAGAAAAGAUGGAAAGCAGCACUUUCCUGCAUUACAUUGACAGAGGAUGAAACUUUAUAAAAGAUGGAAAACAGCUUUCCUAAUAAGAAGCUGGCUGGAAAAGAUGGAAAAGGGGGCAAAAAGAGAAAAGUUUUUUUUUUUUACCUGUUCCAUAGUGUUUUGCCAUGACCUUUUCUUCUCAAGCCUUGCUUCUCUCCUUCUGCACCAAUACUUAAUUUGAAUUUGAAAAUUACCACAUUGUUUCCUUCCUAAAAUUAUAACUGACAUUCCUAGAAAAUUUGCUUUCCCAGAAAAGCACUGUGCGUAGGCUUUGUAUUCAGCUUUCCACAAGUGAGAAAAAGACAUUUUCUUCAAUAAUCUACCCUGCCAACAUGACCACAAAAUGUGUGCAAAGUCAGCAUUUGUCAAUUUAAAUCAGAUUUUUAAGCACAUGAUUCAGUUAACCACCAGUACGCGUGUAUCCAGGUGUAGGUAUUUGUAAGGAUUUAUUCUGUGAGUAGUAUAUUGUUUUCAUUUAUGGGCUUUGGUUUUCAGUUCAUACUAACUGUGUAACAAGAAACAUCUUUGUAUUAUGCACACUUGUUGGUUGUGGUGUUUUUUGUUUUGUUUUGUUUGUUUUUUUUCCAGUAGUAUAUUUUAAAGUUUUUCAGUCCUUAUUUCUGCCUUUUCAUCCUGUACGGUGCUUGGACUCUCCUGUUAAGGGAUUCCUGUGAGAUCUGUCUCAUUCUGGUGAGAUUUACACAAGCCACUGCAGGGAAGGGUGUUCUGAUGCUACUUCUCCUGUACAGAGCCUCCCUAGCAUAGGCUUGAUCCCAGGUUGUAACCCAGAAGUAAGUAGAAGACAGCUGCUCAAAAGAAAGAAUACUAAUAUGGGCUGUACCCUCUCAUCCUCAGCUAGCCCCUGUAUAUGGCAGAGUGUGGAUAUGACAGAUGAACUUCGACAUGGGUUACAUGCAUAUCAAGGCUGGUAAAGAAUUCAUAGCUAAUGCAUGUAGCUUUCCUGUGGUGUGGAAGGAAUGUUUACACUCUUACUAGCACUAGUCAGAGCGAUGUGUCAUACUGAAGCAAAAGAUACUUUAAGGUAACUGGGCAAUUCACCCUCUUUCCUCUCCCUCCUAUUCAUUUUAGGAUGGUGUUAUACCUGCCCCUGCCACAAUGUGUGUGGUUCUCCUGUACACUGGUGUAGGGAGGAGUUGUGCCCAAGGUGAGAUCACCUCCAUUUCUCUGCCACAGUUGACAAGGAAGUGACAGCAGUGACAAAACAGGCUGCGUUGCUUGCCAUGAGCAACUCAAAACUCAUGCAUGUAACGCUUCAACCCAUUUUCUUGUGACACUUCAAGUGUGCAGAGCAAGCUUCAAACUCCAGCAGUUGUGGAUUUAGAUUACACGUUCGUGCCAAAAAAAAAAAGAAAGAAAAAAAUUAAAGGAUAGUUGCAGUGACUCAUGUAAUUGAGAGUCCCAUUCAGAUGCAGAGUAUUAAAGAGAACUUUGGAAUUAGUAAUACUGCAGAAAGAACAGAAUGUAAAAUAUUUCCCGGACAGAAACAGCCUGGCUUUUUACAUAGUAGAAUUAGUGGCCCACUGCUUUAAAGCUUUCACUGACAAAGCAAAGACUUCAUUAAAUAUGAAGUUUGUGUUCACACAGAACUCUACGCUCUCACUGUUGGCUAGGCGUGCCAGUAGUUGUAUUUGUUUCGCACAUUUAAGCAGCUGAUUAAAAGAACAAAAUAGGGAAAGGUCAGUUGCUGUAAGUGCCCUGGUACGGUGGAAUAGGGGGAGUAAGAGGGGAGACCUAUGGCCUGACAGAAGGAGGUUGUUCAAAGGCUAUGAGGAAGAAUGGUCCAUAAAAGUUAUUUGCCUAAAAUGAGGAUAGUAAUUCUCCAUUCCUGGAGGAAAAGCUGUUGGAGUUGUAUUGAUUUGGGAUGCUGAUGUGGAUGGUGAUUCAGGUUGGGAGAUUCUGCAAGUGCUUUGAAGAAUCUUCUGGAUGAGCCAGUUCCUCCAGUGACUGCAAAGAAGGCCUCAGGAUUUUGCCUCCCUCCACUGAGGUAGUACAAGCAGUGAGCCACGAAUUUGCUGACUUUUCACGUACACAAGGAGCCAAGAUCCGGGAACUGCAGCAUCUGGCCUGCCAGCAGAGAGCAGGGAAAAAAUCACGUGAUCAAGACUUCCUCUGAGAACUGGAAGCUAAGGCCUUCGUCACAUGAAGUGGUUUGUGAAAAGGACAAUUGCUUGGAAAUGAUCAAAUUUUAUUUUGAUGUCAGUGCUUUUUAAGAUCUAUGUUUUGGGUUGUUUGAUUUUUAAACACUGAGGGGUCACAGAAAGAUGGUGAUAACAGGUAACUAGUAGCACAUACUAUUUUAUGGAAGUUAAUUUGUCAACAGUCUGGGAGAUGUGGAUGGCUCAGACUGAUCGGAAGUGGAAGGCCACUGGAAUUUGAUUUGAUUUGAUUUGCAUUGCAGGACCUGAAUGGGCAGCUAAAUGAGCAAAGAGGACUGGAGGGCGCAUCCUUGACUUACGUCAGCUGCAAAAACUCUGUUCAGGGGGCCCUAGCAAGGCUUGCACUGGUUGAGGACCUGCCCCCGUCCUCGUCCAAGCUACAUAUGGGAGACACCCUCAUUCCUUACUUAUAAGCAGGCAAAUCACACAUGCACACACAUUCCUCUGUUAUAAUUAAAUUAAAAUCUUACUAAUUUGGAGGCAUACCUAUCACGUUCUCUUCUAGGAAGAAACUAUUAUUUCUUCUUUUAUUCUUUUCUGCUUGAAUCCUAAGCUAUCAAGGGCUUUCAAAGAAAAAGGAGUUUUUCUUUAGAAAAAAAGACUAUUCAAAUUAUUCAUGAUUUAUAUCAAGAAGGGACCUUUCCUCUUUCAACUAGUAAAAAAGGGGGAGUUUGAUCUUCCUCAAAAUCAUUUGAGAACCUUGUAGAUUUCUUUCCAGAGCUAAAACUUUCUUACAAAGCUUUGGAUAUUCAGCAGAAUAAUGACUAUUACAUAACUGAAGCUCAAUACAAUACCAUGGGGCUAAUAAAUGGUCUCCUGGUUCUAUAGAAAAUGUAACAAAUCAUAAUAGCACUUAUUGGGACUAGGCCAGGCACAAAUGACAAAGCUGCUUUUGAAAGCGAGUUCUGGCCAGAAAUAUUCUUGGACCAAGAUCAUUUUCUUGACUGUCAGGGGUACAUUUACUCCCUUUAAUUUUCAGCCUAGAUUUUAUGUUGAUCCUGAAACACUGAAUAAAAUCAAGCCUGUCAGUGCUGCUACUGCAGCUGUUACAGAUGUAAAUGAAGAGAAGGCUAUUUAAGACAAGUCUGUUUCCCUGAAUAUGUUAUUUUGAAAUUAUGCAGAUUAUACAAAAAAUGGCUUGAUAUGACCUUAUUGUGCCUUUUUAAAGGAAGAAAAGGAUGCUACACUAUUAAGUGGUUUAUUAAAGUUUCCGAUCACAGCUCUUAUGCUUAGAAAAUAAUUGUUCUAUUGUGUGCUGUGAAGCUGCUUGUAAAUAACUGGCAAAGGGGUAUACUGCUUUGUGUUCUCCAUAGAGAAAAUAUUAAAUUCAAUUGAUUAAUCAAAAGGGGCAUUCUUUGAUGGAAGGAAACCUUUACAAACUUUAUUAAAAAUAUUGAAUGAACCAUGAGCAAAGUUCAUAAUCUAAACUUCUGCUCUACUUUCUCAGGUGUGCUAGCUGCUGUGUAAACCUUCAAAAAUUCUCAUAAAGCAGGACAUGAGAUGUAUUUAAAAACAAAACAAAACAAUACCCAACAACAACAAAACAGAGCAGUGUAUUCCAAAACCUCUAUCUUGGUUUGUCUCUGCUAUACAACUGUGGCUUCACUGUUUUUCCAGGAGUCACUCUAUUUCCACUGGAGAGACAGGAGGACAGCAAUCAUGUGGACAAAUGCAAGAUGGCUGGUGAGAAUGGAGACAAGUGAAGUGGAAACUCCCAGACCUGAGGGGAAAACAGAGCUCAAACAGAACAACUUUUCUCAAGCAAGUAUGCAUACAGCAGUAAGGAGCAGUGCAGAUCCAGAAGGCUCUGUGGACUACAGCUCAGGACCGCCUGGGGGUCCCACGAUCCUGGCUUACUACAUCUGCUGGUGUGGGAGCUGCCCCAUGCCGUGGAACAAGGAGAUUCACGCAUCCCUUCCCAUAAGGGUGCUGUGGGCUCUGCGCCGCAGCGAUUCUUCCAGCCCAGAAGUAGGUCACCUCAGGUCUCCUCACUACAGACAUCUCAGCCACAUGAAAAGCAAACCCAAGACAUCAUGUGGAGCAGCAAGGCAGAGUACUGCCCUGCAUGUCCUGAGGAGGAAGGGGAGCCAUGGAGAACUCUGAUGAUUCGGACCACAUGGUGGAACAAGAUAGAUCUCAGCAUCAGUGGCUGUCCCGUGCACUUGUGUAUGGUCGUACUCCCAACGCAGCUGAACAUGGUCCUUUGGGUGUGUUCCUUCCCCCUUGGAGAUACCACCUGACAGCAUGGGGUCUUUCCUAGAUGUGUCUUAAAAGAGAUGUCCCACCGGAGCAAAAUUCAUCAGACUCAAUUAACAACAUCUGAAAAGUGUAUCUUGGUUAGUAACUGAUGAGGCAGAGCCUGUGUGGGCUGUGCUCUCGCUGACCCAUCACCCCGUGCCACUCCAAGAAACCAGCUCCUCAGGCAAUAGGUAGCCGCCACCUCAGCUUACUGUUACCGGGAGAGCUAAGCAAACAUUUCAGGGGCUGCCAAACCACCGGCUACUCCCAUCCCAGAGCUUCAGAGUGACACGUGCCCCUUGCUACGGGGCUCCAAAUGCUCUGUGAGUAUCCGGGCAUCCUCCCGGUUUCUGCACUGCGACCUGAGGAGUCCCACGGCGGCCAGCCCAUGACUGCCAAGCCUCUCGAUCUUCAGGGUGAUUCCUGUCAGCCAGCCUGCCCCUGGAGUCCUGCGAAUGCCAGGGCAGUUUGGGGUCUGCCUCAUGGGAGCACCUGGCAGUCCUAGAGGGCAGCUUACAGUGUGAUGCCGGUAUUGUGGAAAAGCACAAGUGCUUCCAGCGGGUGAUGCGAACGUCUGAUCUAAAGAACUCCCUAAGUAAGGGACCGAUCCCCAACCCGAGGGGAGUGAGCGCCGGGCCUCCCAUCAACUUCAAAGGGCCUCGGGUCCCGCCCGGCUCACUGGCUUCGGGCAGGGGCCGGCGUCGCCCUUGCAGCUCUGCUGUGGAUCCGUCUGCCACCCCGAGCACGCUCCAUAAAACUCCUCAGUGACUUAAAAGCCUGGAAGAGAAAAGCUCCAAGCAGAAAAUAAAUAAAUGAAAUAAAACAAAACAAUGCUGGCCUCCCAGCCCCCGCACAUGCAAACAUGAGGUUUAAGAUUGGAUCAUGGUUGGGUUUCAUUCCAAGUAUAAAAAUGGGUUUAGAAGACUUCAGUUUAAAUUGCUUCCUGUCUCCCAACAUUCCUAACCACAAAUAUUUUUAAUUGUACGGCACGAAAAUAAAGUUAUUUAAUAAAUU
Molecule: messenger RNA, 9491 nt
Organism: Cygnus olor (mute swan)
Lineage: Eukaryota; Metazoa; Chordata; Aves; Anseriformes; Anatidae
Gene: CABCOCO1
Product: ciliary associated calcium binding coiled-coil 1
Exons: 18
Coding region: 37-1005 (322 amino acids)
Source: RefSeq, a predicted model, not a curated record